Molecule: messenger RNA, 330 nt
Organism: Mesorhabditis belari
Lineage: Eukaryota; Metazoa; Nematoda; Chromadorea; Rhabditida; Rhabditidae
Source: the annotation of a GenBank genome assembly
AUGGAAGGAGCUCCAGGAGGUGAUGGUGGUGCAGCCGGAGGAAGCCAAGGACCCCGUCCAUCCAACAAACGACUUCAACAAACGCAAGCGCAAGUCGAUGAGGUUGUUGGCAUCAUGAAGGUCAACGUGGAGAAGGUGCUUGAGCGAGAUCAGAAACUUUCGCAGUUGGAUGACCGCGCUGAUGCUCUUCAGGAAGGUGCCUCUCAAUUUGAGAAGUCAGCCGCCACGCUCAAGCGCAAAUAUUGGUGGAAGAAUAUCAAGAUGAUCAUCAUUAUGUGCGCCAUCGUCACCGUUCUCAUCAUUAUCAUCGUGAUCUGGGCCGGUGGAAAA